UGCGAGCGAGCAACAUCAUAGUUUUGUCCGCCCUCUCCAUUAAUGAAAAUUUGUAAAGGUCCAUUUAAUCGAACGAAGUUUCUCUUUCUCGUCUCCAAACCCUACUGUGGAAUAAGAUUUAUCCAGUUCAUUCCUCUGAUUUGCAAGUAGUGAAUUCGCGGGUGAAGUCGGUGUGCUGAUUCGAAGGGAAGUGCAGUUGAGCUGCAGUAUAACAAAAGACUACUGAAAAAUUGCUGUUACUUCUGAUAUCGGGGUAUUUAGGAUGAAUUCUUUAUCCUUGUCCACAUCAUUUACUGGAGAGGGUUGCAGCUUUGUGUCUGGUUCGUACAUUCAUGUUAGAAAAGAUAUUUUCGGAGUUGAGCUGUACCUAAAUCCAUCAAAUGGAGUAAAUGGAGCUUGGUUGAGGCAUCUCCCACAAUCACGCUACAAAAGCAGGUGCAAAUUCAGCGUUAGUGCUAAGGUUAAAAAGGGACAGAAGCACGAUUAUCCAUGGCCAGAUGAUAUUGAUCCAAAUCUAGAAAGUGGACACUUGAGAUAUUUGUCUCAUUUUAAACCUCUAUUAGAGAAGCCUAAGCCGGUUACACUUGAAUUUGAGAAGCCGUUGGUUGAGCUGGAAAAGAAAAUAACUGACGUGCGCAGAAUGGCAGAUGAUACUGGGCUGGAUUUCAGCGAUCAAAUUAAUUUACUGGAAAGGAAGUACCAAGAGGCUCUAAAAGAUCUAUACACCCAUUUGACUCCAAUUCAACGUCUUAAUAUUGCCCGGCAUCCAAAUAGGCCAACAUUUCUGGAUCAUGUUUUGAACAUAACAGAGAAAUGGGUGGAACUUCAUGGUGAUCGUGCAGGGUAUGACGAUCCGGCUAUUGUCACUGGUCUUGGAAGUAUAGAUGGAAAAACUUAUAUGUUUAUUGGUCAUCAAAAGGGAAGGAAUACAAAAGAAAACAUUCAUAGGAAUUUUGGAAUGCCAACUCCGCAUGGAUACCGGAAGGCUUUGCGCAUGAUGAAUUAUGCUGAUCACCAUGGAUUUCCCAUUCUCACAUUUAUAGAUACGCCUGGUGCCUUUGCUGAUCUCAAGUCCGAAGAAAUUGGUCAAGGUGAAGCAAUAGCUUACAACCUGAGAGCUAUGUUCGGGCUGAAGGUCCCAAUAGUAACGGUUGUUAUUGGUGAAGGUGGAUCUGGUGGAGCUCUUGCAAUUGGUUGCUCAAAUAAACUGUUUAUGUUAGAAAAUGCAGUCUUUUAUGUUGCAAGCCCUGAAGCAUGCGCAGCAAUUUUAUGGAAAACUUCCAAAGCAGCUGCAAAGGCAGCUGAAAAACUCAAGAUCACAGCCACAGAACUUUGUAAGCUCAAAAUUGCAGAUGGGAUUAUUCCGGAACCCCUUGGUGGUGCGCACACUGAUCCGACAUGGACAUCACAACAAAUAAAGGUUGCAGUUACGAUGGCCAUGAAGGAACUUAAUGAAAUGGACACUGAUACUCUACUUAGCCAUCGCCAUUUAAAAUUCCGCCAACUUGGUGGAUUCCUAGAAGGAUCCAUUGUAGAACCCGAGAUGAAGCGUAACAUGAAGAAGAAGGAGCUUGACGUUUCCAAAAUAACAGCCAACCUGGAAGCAGAACUUGAAAAGCUGAAGGUAGAAUUAGACGCCAAGGAGAAAUCCCGGCCUAGACCUGCUUUCUCUGAUGAGGAUGUGGAGACGGUGAAGCAAGAAGUCGACAAGGAGAUAACCAAUGCCUUCAUUUCCAUGGGCUUACAGGAGAAACUUGAAGCUCUCAAGAUGGAUUUAUCCAAAGCACCCUCUGAUCAGAAUCUCAGCCCAGCUCUCAAGGACAGGAUAGACAGACUUGCUCAGGAAUUUAAGAACAACUUAUCUGCACCUGGAUCAUUUGAUGGGCUAAAACAGAAGCUUAAAAUGUUAUCAGAGAUAAGAACCCUACAGGAACAGAAGACAAAGGGAGAGAUACUCAAGAAGGAGAUCAAUGAAAAACUCAAAAAACAGGCUGAAGUGAAGAUGGAGUUAGUGAAAAAGGCUCGUGAUUUGGUGGGAAAGGGAGAGGAGGUGGAUGAGGAUACACUAAAAGAGGUGAGCAAGGCUAAGGAUGAUUUAAUAGAAAUGCUGAAAUCUGCAAACUUUGAAGUGUUGGGAGUGAGCAGUAAGAUAGCUCCUUCAGCCCCUCCAGUUUUAGUAGAGAAGGUAGCGAAAGCUAAUGAAGUGAUCUUCAAGGAAAUAGAGCAGGUAGUUGACAUGGCUGGUUUGAGAGGAAAGUUAGCUGAGCUGAGAUCAGAGAUUGACAAGGGGACAAGCAAAGAUCUGAAUAAAAUAGAGAGCUUGAUAAAAGAGAUAAAGGAAGGUGUGUUUACAUCACUAGAUGCAGAGGAAUUGGAAAAGAAGGUUAAAAGCGCAGUUGGUUUGCAAGCAGCUCCUGAAGCAGUUGGUGCCAGUGCUGACAAGAAAUAGGUUUUUCAGUAAUUUGUUUCUUUGUUUUAUGAAUAUUAUUAGAUUAGAUUUAGCUUUCUUUGCCUCGAACCUCGAUUAAUUAUUCUGUGCGGUCAUCGAACGAUAUCCAGAGACGAAUGAGAACACGCCAUGUUGUUUUUUUGCUGUGUACAGUGCGGUACCGAGUGAUGUGGCGUGUUUUGAUUCGCCUCUGGACCGUUUGGUGACCGCACAGAAUAAUUUCUCUCCGACCUCAGUUUCACUUUCA
Messenger RNA from Dendrobium catenatum, 2696 nucleotides. Its product is annotated as acetyl-coenzyme A carboxylase carboxyl transferase subunit alpha, chloroplastic. Gene Ontology annotation, biological process: fatty acid biosynthetic process. The coding region runs from base 263 to 2449 and encodes 728 amino acids. NCBI's taxonomy places the organism in Eukaryota, Viridiplantae, Streptophyta, Magnoliopsida, Asparagales, Orchidaceae. The record is from RefSeq and is a predicted model, not a curated record. Gene Ontology annotation, cellular component: acetyl-CoA carboxylase complex. The transcript has 11 exons. Gene Ontology annotation, molecular function: acetyl-CoA carboxylase activity; carboxyl- or carbamoyltransferase activity.